GCCAUAACUCAUAUUCCAUCUUCUUCCUACCUCCUACAGCUUCAACUUCAGAAGUCAAACUCAUAUUUUCAAGAAUCCCAGGCUCCCUGACCCUAUCCAGACAAAAGGCUCUUUUAGAAAUGGCUUAAGAUUCUUUUAGGAGGAAACUACAGAAAUCAUUGAGGUCACGAGCUGUUGCUCAGAAUUGAACAAGGUGUUUGCUGUUAUCUGAAUCAUCAGGAAACUAAAGAGUACUGACUCUGGAUUGUAAUGACGGACAAAGUUUGACUCGAUGGAGUUUAGAAGAUGAGAAGUUAAAGAUUGGCAUGGAUUCAUGUUUGACAACCCCCUGGGGUGAACUUUCUUUCAGAAAAACAUGGAGGAAUUGGAUAACCACAGUUUAAGACUUGUUAUGGUUUACAUCCUUUGCUUUCUCCUGUUUAUCGGAUCAGCUUCUGCAAGUGAAGAUUUUGUGAGCAUAGCAUGCUGUGCUGAUUCAGAUUAUACAGAUCCAAAGACCUCGGUAAAUUACACAUCAGAUUUUAGUUUCUACCCAGAUAAAACAAGUUGCUUAGACACAACCAAGCCUGUGGGGAACAACGCAGGCCGUGGAAAAGCUAGAGUUUUUUAUAUAGAUGAAGGAAAAAGAUGUUACAACUUGCCAACAGCUGAGAAUCAAGUGUAUCUGCUAAGGGGCACAUUUCCAUCUGAUGAAUCUCUAAGUAAAUCUCCGAAUUCCUCUUUUGAUGUUACAAUUGGGGUUACCUCAUUAGGUGUAGUAGAGAAACCACCUCAGGACAUGGAAUUACUUGAAGGAAUUUUCAGAGCUAAGAAGAAUUAUAUAGAUUUCUGCUUAGUGAAAGACGAGGGAAGUCCAUACAUUUCACUGAUUGAACUGAGGCCACUGGAUGAAGAGUACCUACAGGAUUCCCCUUCUAGUGCCCUGAAACUGAUCGCAAGAAAUAACCUAGAGGCCAACGGAGAUGACAUCAGGCACCCACUUGACAAAACUGACAGAAUCUGGAAAGCUACUUCAAGUCCUUCAUCUUCUCCCAUAACAUCAUCCAAUGCGAGCAUUUCCAGUCACAAUGCUAAUUCGACACCUCCUCUUCAAGUCCUACGAACCGCUCUUACGCAUCCUGAGAAACUGGAAUUCAUCCACAACGGCCUCGACCGUGGGAAUUCCAAAUACCGUGUGUUUCUCCACUUUCUUGAAUUGAAUAAGAGUGUCACACUAGGCAAAAGAGUGUUUGAUAUCUACGUAAACGGUGUCAUCAAAGAGCCGAAGUUUGACAUAUUUGCUGGCGGAUCGAACUAUAGACAAGCUGUUUUGAACUUCUCGGCAAAUGGUUCGCUGAAUCUAACCUUGAGCAAGGCCUCUGGGUCUGAGAAUGGACCGCUUUGUAAUGCAUACGAGAUCCUGAAGUUUAUCCCUUGGAUGCAGGAGGCCAACCAAACAGACACGGAAGUGAUGUUGAAGGUGAGAGAGCAAUUGCUAGAGAAUAACAGAGGAAAUGAAGAACUGGAGCGUUGGAGUGGAGACCCAUGCAUACUGUUCCCUGGGCAACAUGUAGUAUGCGACCGUUUAGGUGGUCAACUUGUUAUCACUAAACUGGAUCUUUCGUCAAGUAAUCUCCGAGGACCGAUUCCUUCCAGUAUCACUGAGUUGUCCAACUUGAGAAUAUUGAACCUGAGCUAUAAUAGCUUAACUGGGAACAUUCCCUUAUUUCCACAUUCAUCUUUGCUUACAUCAAUAGAUCUGAGCCACAAUGAUCUCACAGGAUCUCUUCCAUGGAGCCUUCCCUUACUGCCACAACUAAAGUCCUUGUAUUUUGGCUGCAAUAAGCGCAUGAACAAGGAGGUUCCAACUUCCUUGAACAGCUUAGCCAAUACAGAUUAUGGAAGCUGUAAAGCUGGAGAAGCAGGAAUUUCCCAAAAGCACAUCAUCAUUGGAACCGUUACAUGUGGAUUGCUCCUGAUUAUUUUGGCUAUUGGAAUUCUUUUGGGUUGCAAUAAAAGAGGAAAAUUAGUCCCCUGGGGAACAUCUGAUGAAAAGGGAUACCCAAGAACCACAAAUUUGAUUUUCUCUUUGAGCGGUAAAGAUGAUUUCAUCUUUAAGUCGGUAUCCAUUCAAACAUUCACCCUGGAAUACAUAGAGGCAGCCACCCAAAACUACAAAACUUUGAUUGGUGAAGGAGGGUUUGGGUCUGUUUACCGUGGCACUCUAGAAGAUGGCCAAGAAGUUGCAGUGAAGGUCCGUUCAGCCACAUCAACUCAGGGAACUCGUGAGUUUGACAACGAGGUAAACUUGCUCUCUGCCAUACGGCAUGAGAACCUGGUGCCACUUAUCGGUUACUGUUAUGAAAGGGAUCAACAAAUUCUCGUGUAUCCUUUCAUGUCUAAUGGUUCUUUACAAGAUAGGCUUUAUGGGGAACCCGCAAAGAGAAAACCAUUAGACUGGCCAACCAGGUUAUCUAUUGCUCUUGGUGCAGGUCGAGGUUUGUCAUAUCUUCACACAUUUUCGGGACGUUCUGUUAUACACAGAGAUGUGAAAUCAAGCAAUAUUCUUCUGGAUCACAGCAUGUGUGCCAAGGUAGCAGACUUUGGUUUCUCAAAAUAUGCUCCCCAGGAAGGAGACAGUGGUGCUUCUCUUGAAGUAAGAGGAACGGCAGGAUAUAUGGACCCUGAGUACUAUACGACCCAGCAAUUAUCUGCAAAGAGUGAUGUCUUUAGCUUUGGCAUGGUUUUACUUGAAAUUGUGAGUGGCCGGGAACCUCUCAACACGCAAAGACCACGGAAUGAGUGGAACUUGGUGGAAUGGGCUAAACCGUAUAUACGGGCGUCGAAGAUCGAUGAAAUUGUGGAUCCUAGCAUCAAGGGAGGAUAUCAUGCAGAGGCCAUGUGGAGAGUAGUGGAAACAGCAUUAGCGUGUAUUGAACCAUUCUCAGUACAUCGACCAAGCAUGGGUGAUAUUGUCCGUGAGUUGGAGGAUGCUCUGAUUAUAGAAAACAAUGCAUCAGAAUACAUGAAGUCCAUAGAAAGCCUUGGAGGAUCAAAUCGCAACUCCAUUGUCAUGGAGAAGAAGAUGGCAGCCCCAUCUCCAUCAACAACAGAAUCAGCCAUCUCGCCCAAAACCUUGUCCCACCCACAGCCCAGAUAGCAAAUACGGGCGAAUGAGAAUUCUUUGAUUCGUUACUGAUACUAGUCAUGUCACAUUGAGACAAUACUAACAGUGCACUACAACCUUGCUUAGCUUUCUUUAUGCUGGGGGUAAGAAGGAAUGGAUUCAGAUCAAAAAAUGCGACUAAAAAUAUGUUACGGAUGGGAAACUUCGGUUGCAAAACUGACACGUAAAGAAUGCCUACAUCGGGGUUCGGCUGUGAUUCUUUCGUUCAUCGUCAACUCCUGGACAGCUCAACCUGAAAACUGCAGAGUGCUUCCAUUUUCCCUUUCUGUUUUAUUUUGUUUUGUCUAACAUCAAUUUCUGUAACGAGUUUAAUAUAUUGAACUCAAGGGUCUGGACUCGGUUUGUAAUAUGAAGACGCAAGACUCGAGGGGUAGAAAACUAGAACUUUGAUGCUUUCGUCACGGAUUGUUUCUUUAUGAAUCAUCAUUCAUUAAAGUUUAAAGUCAAUCUCUUAUAAUA
Messenger RNA from Prosopis cineraria, 3625 nucleotides. Its product is annotated as nodulation receptor kinase-like. Gene Ontology annotation, biological process: protein phosphorylation. Gene Ontology annotation, molecular function: protein kinase activity; ATP binding; protein binding. The record is from RefSeq and is a predicted model, not a curated record. Bases 356 to 3139 code for a protein of 927 amino acids. The transcript is spliced from 15 exons. Lineage: Eukaryota; Viridiplantae; Streptophyta; Magnoliopsida; Fabales; Fabaceae.